Liolophura sinensis is the source of this 2409-nucleotide messenger RNA. RefSeq names its product arylsulfatase B-like. Lineage: Eukaryota; Metazoa; Mollusca; Polyplacophora; Chitonida; Chitonidae. The record is from RefSeq and is a predicted model, not a curated record. Bases 131 to 1741 code for a protein of 536 amino acids. The transcript is spliced from 9 exons. Gene Ontology annotation, molecular function: sulfuric ester hydrolase activity.
CGUUAACACCUCCACUCCGUACCAGCCAGUUCGAACACGCAGUUUAGAAGUUUUAUACAGCGUCCUUAUACGGCACACUUCAGCUCUGAAAGCGGCCUGAGUUAUCACAGAGAAAUUACCCGCCCUUUAAAUGACGAUCGAAAUGGUUACAAGGGUAAUUUGGCUAUUGCUGCUGUGCUCAUUCACAACUGUGGGAUUUUGCAGUCGGCCGAACAUAAUUCUCAUUGUGGCCGAUGAUCUGGGCUGGGAUGACGUUAGUUUUCACGGCUCGGAAAUCUCCACACCUAACAUUGACGAGCUGGCCAGGAGCGGAAUUAUUCUCAACAACUAUUACGUACAGCCGAUAUGUACACCUACACGAAGCACCAUAAUGACCGGGAGACACCCAAUACAUACAGGUUUACAGCAUUCGGUAAUACUGGCACCUGAACCGUAUGGAUUGUCAUUGGACGAGACAAUCAUGCCACAGUAUUUGAACAAGUUAGGAUAUUCAUCUCAUAUUGUAGGAAAAUGGCAUCUUGGAUUCUUCCAAAAAGAAUACACUCCCACAUAUCGAGGCUUCAAAAGCCACUUCGGAUACUGGCUGGGAAAGGAGGACUACUUCGAUCACGUGGCAGAAGUGGUAUGUAUGUACUCAGGUUUGGACUUCCGUCAGGAUAUGAACGUGGUGCGGAAUGAGAACGGAAGCUACAGUACGGAACUCUUCUCGUCUGCUGCUGAGAACAUCAUCCGCUCUCACAAUACCUCUGAGCCUCUGUUUCUGUACUUGGCUCACCAAGCGGUCCAUGCCGGAAAUGGUGGCAAAGACAAGGCAGUGGAAGCUCCGGCCAAAUAUGUCAACAGGUUUCCGAAUAUCCAAAAUGAAAAGAGACGAGUCUUUGCGGGCAUGGUGUCAGCUCUCGACGACUCCGUGGGUAACGUCACUCGGGCGCUACGAGAAACUGGAAUGAUGGAAAACUCUGUUAUAAUUUUUACCACGGACAAUGGAGGACCAGCCAAUGGGUACGACGGGAAUGCUGCCUGUAACUAUCCCCUCAGAGGUUUAAAGAACACCAUGUGGGAGGGAGGGGUCCGAGGAACUGGAUUUGUGUACAGCCCUCUUCUGCAGAACACAGGCUAUGUCUCCAGUCACAUGAUGCACGUGGCGGACUGGCUGCCCACGAUCUACAGGGUGGCGGGCGGAGACCCCAGUGAAAUGACGACAAUAGACGGCUAUGACAUGUGGGACGUUCUCAACUCCCGUGGGGCUGACGUCAGGAAGGAGAUUCUUCACAACAUCGACCCCAUCCAGAACUUCUCCUCGAUUCGCGUUGGCGACUUUAAACUGGUCACGGGGGACAUAUCCAACGGGCGUAACGAUGGCUGGUAUGGAUGCACGCCUCCUGGGGACGACACGCCCUCUGGUGGCGACAUUGUUGAACCUCAAGCAAUGGACAGCAACCCUGUCACAUUCAGCUCAGAAGACAUUCCUAUCGUCGUAAAGUGCGGUCCAAAGCCUUCAAACCUUUCAACAAAUUGCAUGCCAAAGAAAGCUCCUUGUUUAUUCAACAUUCCCGUUGAUCCCUGUGAAUACCACAACAUCGCGGAUCAAAAUCCAAACCUUGUUGAGAUGCUUCUUCAGAAAAUCGAAGACUAUAGGAAAACGUCGGUUCCACCGCGAAACAAACCAACCGAUCCUAAUGCCAAUCCCAAGUACUACGACGGGGCCUGGAGUUGCUGGAUGGACAAACAGACCUUCUAACAUUUAAUAAUUCUCAUUACGUAUUUCCGUUGUUAUGCUAUUUUAUUGAAGAGCUGGAGUCCCUAGCUUGUUUUCUGGUAUUAUAGCAACUGCCCAUGGACAACAAAUAUUCUCUGGAAUGGGUGAAACGUAUAAUGUUUGGAACUCAUUUUUAUUGGAAGGAAUGGCAUAUAUACAGGAAACCAGGAAACAAUACCGUAUCUGCAAUAACAAAAACGUUCUUCCGCGUCUUUCACAAGCCCUUUGCUCUAUGUACCAUGACGUUUUAUUUCCAUUUAUUCCAAACAGCAAUAACAUUUAACGUCAAUGCCACAUACUGUGACUGCCGCCUAACAGGUAACCGGAGUCAAAUGGUUGUUUGCAGUUCAUGUUGCUAAUGAAUAACGUAUUAAAUUGCAUUAAAUUCAAGCAGUCUUCUCGUGGUAUGUAUUAGUACCUCAUUGUGCAGACUGUCAAUUAUUUGUCAUAUAAGUGAUCAAUGCACCGUUGUGAAUUGUUUAAAUUUUGCCAAAAAAUACAAAGAUACAUUUUGAUUUGAAUAUAUACCAGCGUAAACUACAAUGGCAAUAAAACUGUAAUAGAAGUCACCUAUUUUAUAUUUAGCUAAAAGUGUCUGAUUGCAGAUGGUGGUGCAGCAUUUGCCGUAAUUUGGAAUCCUUUUAACACAA